Messenger RNA from Girardinichthys multiradiatus, 5022 nucleotides. It is a transcript of the gene rgma, whose product is annotated as repulsive guidance molecule BMP co-receptor a. Lineage: Eukaryota; Metazoa; Chordata; Actinopteri; Cyprinodontiformes; Goodeidae. Bases 1825 to 3258 code for a protein of 477 amino acids. The transcript has 4 exons. Gene Ontology annotation, molecular function: coreceptor activity. Gene Ontology annotation, biological process: BMP signaling pathway. Gene Ontology annotation, cellular component: plasma membrane. The record is from RefSeq and is a predicted model, not a curated record.
GACCUACAUUCAAUAUUUCUGGCUACAUGCAAAAUGCUACAUCUUGCAGAAAAAUCAACACUGCACCCUAAAUACAUUACACCUACAGUCAAACAUGAUGGUGGCAGCAUCAUGCUGAGGGAACUCUUUUCUUUGGCAGCAACGAGGAGCUUUUGUAAGUCGACAGAAAGAUGGAUGGAGCUAAAUACAAAGCAAUCUUGCAAAAAACUUGUUAGAGGCUGAAACACAUCAAUGCUAACACAUCCAUAUUGAUGUGUUAGCAUGAUCCAGCCAAAGUCCAGAGCUAAAUCCAAUUUAGAAUCUGUGGCAAGGCUUAGAAAUAACUGUUCACAGAUCUUCUCCAUCCAGCUGGGCAGGAUUUGAGCCACUUAGCAAAGAAGAAUAGUCGAACUUUUAGAUGAGCAAAGCUAGACAUGCUGCUGUAAAUUUAGGGUGGGUGAAUACAAAUACACGUUUUAGUUUUCUAUUCGUAACAAAUUUUCUUUUCCCUUCUGAAUUAUCCGUUACUUUGGGUUGAUCUUCAUCACUUAAAAUCUCAAUAAAAUACAUUCAGUUGUAACAUAACAAAUUCAGAAAAAGUUCAGGAUAUGAAUAGUUUUGCAAAGCACUGCAGCUUUAUGCAGUUAGCAACAGCGUCACUUCUGAAGGGAGCUGGGCUCAUUUGGCAAAGUCGGGUUUUCAAGAGCUCCAAGUUUGUGUUGCAUCAGUCAGACAUCAGCCUGGCAGGCUGUGAGAAUCCUGAUCGUUUCUGCUGCUUUAACCAGCCACACAGGGUUGGAGGGAAGCUGGAGUGUAAGGAGAAUCUGAAGCUAUGAAAGCUUUAAAAGCAGGGAGGGGGAGGUUGUUGUUGCAGUCUGAUCCUAAAACACAGGUGCAGCCUUUCUCCUGCUUUUGUGCACAGCCCACCCCCCUCUUCCCCAGCUGCAAAGUGUUUGUCCAUCUGAUCCUCCAUUAAAUCCUGAUUAUUAUGGAUUUGUCUUUUCCCAAACCUGUGAUCUGCAAAGAUGGGCGUGAUUGAGGUCAUACCGUAAAUUGAUCUGACAGUUGGGGCUAUUUGUUGGCAAUCAAACGAAGGCAUCAAUUUCAACUCUGUUAAAUGUGCAGAAACUACUGUGAAAUAGGGUAGAGAAAAUGAGACAGCAAUCCUCAUCGCACGUCUGAAGACAUGUAAUUGAAGUAUCAUCAGUGAUAGCACUCUGUGCAUUUAGUUUCAGCUGGUUUUACAGAGCAGAAUUAUUGCUUGAUCCAUUUCUUGAGUUUCUGUACAGCAGCUGCGACCUGAUCUGUAGCCCACUUCUCUCCAGUGCAAAACUACAACAGCAGAGGGGGGUGGGAGGUUCUGGGAUUUGGGGGGCUUCCAUGCGGCGUCACGCCGAGCCCAUCAUUGUCUCCCUCACACUUUCUAACAAGCCAUUUCACAACAUCCAGACAGCGGAUCGGGCUGUGCGCAGCAGCAGAGACGGCAGCAGCUUUGCUCUCUGGGCUCUUUUCCUCCUCCUGCUCCUCCUCCUCUUCGACCAUAACUAACAACCUGGAUGAGGCAAAUUACCUGAACUAAUCUCUCAUAACGUCUCCUUUCCAAUCGACUGAUGUAGAGUGAGUUAUGUGAUGGCUGGGGAGAUCCGAGUCCGCCGGGUGCGAGAUUUGGCUGCUUGAGAUUAAGAGACACUUUGAUUUGGCUGCAGAGCGGACUCUGGAGGAAUUGAUCCGGCGGACACCACAAUGCACGGAGCGAUGGAUAUAACACUCAGAGAGCCGCUGAGUGCGUGUGAUUUCGGAUUAGUGUGACAGCCUGGUGUCUUGAGGGGAGUUUUGUUUUUUUCUAUGUAUAUUUUUGGUCUGGAGUCUGUUUUCUCUCUGUUCGCUGUCCUCCGGGUUCCUGCAGAACUCCUGAGUCGCGGAGAGCCCAUGCAGCCGCAAAGGGAGAGGAGCGAAGCGCGACCCCGAGCUGGAUGGAUGGUUAUGGGGGAAAGAGGGAGACCCUCGGCGCUUGACGUGUGCAGAGUCCUCGCAGUGUUUUUCGCACUUUUCCCCUCCGUGAGCCUGCAGUGCAAGGUCAUCAAGUGUACCACUGAAUAUCUGGCUGUCACCUCAAACUCUGGACUCGGGGAGGAGGAGUACUGCACGGCUCUGCGGGCGUACAAAAGCUGUGUAGGCCGGCUGGCACGGAGCUGCAGGGGCGACCUGGCCUAUCACUCCGUCCAGCAUGGCAUCGAGGACCUAAUGAACCAAAAGAACUGCUCCAAGGUGGGGCCGACGUUCCAGCCGCGACCCAGGACCCCGCCACCUCCUCCACCGCCUCCCCCUGUCCUGACCGACAGCCAAGAGCGCUCCGACGGCCCUGAGGUCUGUCACUACGAGCGCAGUCUCACGCGUAACUCGGCACAGCCUAACUACACCCACUGCGGCUUCUUCGGAGACCCCCACCUCAGGACCUUUGGCGAUGACUUUCAGACAUGCAAGGUGGAAGGAGCCUGGCCCCUCAUCCAUAACAAAUUCCUGUCGGUUCAGGUGACCAACUUGCCUGUGCUUCCAGGAUCUUUGGCAACUGCCACAAGCAAGCUGACAAUCAUCUUCAGGAAUUUCCAGGAAUGCGUGGAGCAGAAGAUGUACCACGCAGAGACGGACGACCUGCCGGCUGCGUUCGCCGAUGGCUCCAAGAACGGAGGCGACCGCUACGGGGCCAACACCCUGCGAGUGGUGGAGAAGGUUCCCGGGCAGCACGUGGAGAUCCAGGCCAAGUACAUCGGAACCACCAUCGUAGUCCGGCAGGUCGGCCGCUACCUGACCUUUGCCGUGCGCAUGCCAGAGGAGGUUGUAAACUCUGUGGAGGAAGGCGAAACACAGGACUUGUAUUUGUGUCUCCACGGUUGCCCCGCCAACCAGCGCAUUGACUUUCGGAGCUUCAGAGCCCACGCAGCGGAGGCGACUCAGAGUGCCAGUAGGACCAGGGGCGGCGCUGGGACGCACGGCUUCACCUACAAGUCUGCAAAGGCCAAGUGCAAAGAACGGCUUCCAGUGGAAGAUCUGUACUUCCAGUCUUGCGUGUUUGACCUCCUCUCCUCUGGAGACAUUAAUUUCACCAUGGCAGCGUACUAUGCUUUUGAGGAUGUAAAAAUGCUCCACUCAAACAGCAACAGAUAUCACAUCUAUGAAAAGGAUGCUCUAAGCAGCGCUGCACAGAGAGGCAAAAAUGUCCUUUUGGUUUUAGUCCUUAACAUCCUGGCCAUCUUACUGUGGAGCACAGCUCCUCUGUAGUUUGUUUGGCACGGUCUCCUCAUGUCGUGUCUGUCAGUGAAUGUGGAAGAACCAUCGCUGUGUCGUAUAUCAGCUUCUCCAGCAGCCCAUUUUGGUGGUACUGACGUCAGCCUGAUGACAAGACGACGCACACUACUCACUCACCCGCCUGUCAUUACAUGCAUUUAGCUGCUUUUACUCUUUGAAGAGAUCCCAGAGCUCAGGAUGUCCACCUAGGAUUAAAAAGUAUGAAAAACCCCCAAGAUGAUCUUCUGCAGAAAGAGGGCUCUGCUGAUCCUGCCUCGUCUGAUCCGCACGUUGGUGCCAGGGCCAGCCAUGGCUCAUGUGCCUGAGCAGGGGAUUGGAGUGGGUGGGGAUUGGGACCUGACAGGGGGCUUUUGUUAACCUAAGGCCAGAGGCAGUUCCAUGUUUGAUUAGUUUCCAGCUUUGGAAAAGCCUGAGAUUUUCGGAAGAAGCUCCCAGCCAAAAGGAUGUCAGAGCAUCGUCUCCAGUUGUCUGCAGUGGAGAUUAAUGAGUCAUAUUGUUAGGUUUUGUGUGUGUGCGUGCGCAUUAGUACAAUGUGUGUGAAGAAUUGAGCAAAUCUCCACUGGGAAUUAAUAGAAAUGCGUCAUUUGUCAGUGACACACAACCAUUCCCGCUAUUGUUUCAGCUGACACUGUUCGUUUCUCAAGCCUGACGCGUAAACUCAGCAAAAGAGAACCAACUUUACUGGCGCUUUGGAGGAGGCCGACCAACCAAUUGGAGUGUGACAGCUUUGUUUUAACGACGAUGAAGAUGGUGUCUGUUCGGCUCAGAAGACGUCACCUCUGAUCGGUGUUAAGCAUUACAGACCGAGGCCUGACUGAGUCACAAUGGCUGAACAAUAAGCACGUCUGUACGAAAAAAAAAAGGUGAUCUCGUGGCUGAAGUUGUUGCCAAAGAACGCUCUCCUGUGCCAACGUUUGCCUCCUAACAAUGUAAUUCUCAGCGCUCAGCCUCAAACUCUUUACAUUAGGAGAACCUUCAUUGUACAUAACUCGUGUUUGCCAUACAGUGAAGAAAUACAGUUGCUUUUUCUCGUGCGUUCAUGUUGAUACAUGCUCCUCCCUGGAGGACAUCUUUCAGCUGCAGCAUCUGUUCCAUGCCGUUACUACCUUCGUCGUUUAUCGUUUACGCUGAAGUGUGCGGCAGGCCUUUCUCACUGCUGUUCUGAAUGUGUUCUACAUACGCUCCAACAACAAAAAAGUAGAGGUGUCAGAUCUUGUGUUAGUAGAUGUAACUGUGUGUUUUACAGUAUCUGGUUCGACUUAUAUUCUGUGAGAAUUGUACAUAUGUUUUGUGCAUUGUUGUGUUUAGAUCUGUAUAUCACCGGUUGUGUUUUUUGGAAUUGAACCCCUUUGUACAAAAUGUUUUUGGUGAAUGUGAGCCUCCUAUUGUUUGAAAAAAUUGAUUUAUUAAUUAUAUUUCAACAACACGAACGCCACAGAACAGUCUUCAAGACAGUACACAUGUUAACAGACUUGUUUACCAUAGAUGUUUAACGCAGCUGACCUUCCUGAAAAAGAGAAUGUAGGAAAAUGUUCUGUGGCGUUUGUGUGUUUGAGUUUGAUGCACUUUAUGUUUGUUUUUCUUUUCAUUCUGAUGGUUAAAAUGAAUUGUACAAAAUAGCUGACCAGGAUAGGCCAGAAAGAUCAAACUGUGUUCUAAUGUAAAUCUUAUGUGGUCCCAUAUGCCAGCUGUUGAUAAUGUAAGUUAUUUAUUGAAUAAAAGACAACGUCUUGUCAA